This is a messenger RNA of Paramuricea clavata, 6934 nucleotides long. NCBI's taxonomy places the organism in Eukaryota, Metazoa, Cnidaria, Anthozoa, Malacalcyonacea, Plexauridae. The record is from the annotation of a GenBank genome assembly.
UAAAUAUUCAGUUCUUUCAUUUGGCUCAGUCCAAAGGAAUAUUAUACUGGAAGCUAUAUAGCAUACAGUGCAAUUCUGACAACUUGCUAAAUAUUUAUCUUGUAGAUGUUUGGUCAGCAGGGUGUGUCCUAGCUGAACUAUUACUUGGUCAACCAAUAUUUCCUGGUGAUAGUGGCGUAGAUCAACUCGUAGAAAUUAUUAAAGUUCUUGGAACUCCUACGAGAGAACAAAUUAAAGAGAUGAAUCCUCAUUAUACAGAAUUUAAAUUUCCACAAAUUAAACCUCAUCCUUGGAGCAAGGUACGCAAAUGUGUGCUUAGGCCAGUAGUGAUUGACCGAUAAUCGGGUUCGGGCCGAUUUUCGCCUCAUCUGCAAGCAAUCGGAAUUACUAUAGAAUUAUCUGUAUCUCCGAUUGUAUAAGGUUCUAUACCUUAUUGAUAUAUUGUUGAGAGAAUACGCACUUUCAAGUAUUAUACAUUGCGCGUAGAUAGCGCGUUGAUAGUGUAAUUUGCUGAAUAUUAAAAGUAUACAUAUACGCAAUAUGUUACCGCGACGAAAUUAAUGCGGUGAAGCAUGCCAUUUAUGAAUGGUUUUAACGAACUUUGGUUGCACGGCACUAACAUGUUGCAGUAUGUUGGAAAUUCCAUUAAAAAUCAAAAUGAAUGACGCCACCUUUACUCGACUAACAUUUUGACGUCAUUAUUUAGUUGAUCUCGGGUAGAUUGUCCCAUGAAUAAUCGGUAAUCGGUAAUUUCCUAUUGUAGCACAAUCGGUCAAUCACUAUAGACAAGGGCUGAAAAUUUAUCGUGCCAACACUCUCGAAACUCCCAUUAUAGACUAAUUUUAAAACUAGGCAAGGAGAUGCAAAUAAAUAUUGCGUUCGGAAAUUGCUACCACAUUUGGGCCGAAAAUGGUAACAAUUUCCGCACGCAAUACAAAAGAAUACAAACUUUGCAAGGUUAUAUUUUCCGCAUUUUACAACAUUUCGCAACUAAACUUUGUAAUUUUACUCAUUUUAGUAUGCUCGUUCUAGUUGUGGUAUUUUAUUUGCAUCUCCUUGCCUAGUUUUAAAAUUAGUCUAUAAUGGGAAUUGUCUAUUGCUGUAGUUCGAGACGAAAAUGCCGUGGAUCACUGACGACGGUAGUUUUCUUCCACAGUGUAAAUUUUUAGGAAAUUGGUGUUAGUGCUGUGUGCCGGAGUUCUACCGAGGCUACGGUCUUUUUUUUAUCAGCCGGAGCCGCGGUUGCGACAGUUUCUCCCAGCUCCGACUGGAAAGUCAGAAUAACAAGAAAUUUGACAAUUUCGUAGUAUUAGCGUUGGUUACAAAUAAUGGCAAAUUAGCGUUGGUUACAAAUAAUGGCUGAAAGUAACAUUUAAUCUGAAGUCAUACGUAUCUGUUGUGUCAAACCAAACCAUCAUGUCUGUGAUUUAUCUAUCACAGGAAACGUUGUACUGUAAAUCGCUAACGUUCUGAUAUGCUGCAUCACGUCAUCAUAUCUUGGGGACGAAACGAAGCCGAAUACUAUCCGCCUUUAUCCGCUUAUACGUAGACUGUAUCCCCCAUAGAGAUUAUAAAUAACACUAGAGGAGACAUCGAGGUUAAAAAUUGGGAACGCAGUUAUUGGGGGGCAAAUCCAACUCCCGGAUAUAAAAUCGUACUCUCAUUGGCUGAUUUGAAACUCCUCACCAUUAGGAACAUGAAUACACAUGAUCACAUCCGGGACUUGAAAAAGUGUUUUCAGUUUAGCGUGUGUAACCGUAAUAAAUGUUGAAAUCUGUAAGCGCAGAAGAAAUACGAGAAACUUCUACCAGAACCUUUCAUGGAAAAUGCUGUAGAAUUGGAGACAUGAUUGCCAUACGGAAAUUCCAGGAAUGAGCAAGGCAGUUACAGUAGGCUCAAUAUAAAACCUGCAUUUCUUUACCUUAUGUAAUCUUGUUCAUGAAAAUCUCCAAAGAAAUCUUUCAAAAUCUACCAUUUGACUAAAAUGUACAGUUACUAAUGAUAAAAAAUAUAGUUUGGUGUAAUGUGCGAAUGCUAGAGUAUGUGUCAUGAAAGAGUCGUACAAUAGAAUGUUUGGUUUAUUUGAAAUUUCAUUGCAUAUUAACUUGAAGGAAAAGAAGAUGCAAUGCCUAAUUUACACAUAACUCAAGUCCUAUUCAGUACUACAGUACUUCCAUGCAGGUGCACAUAUAACUACGUGUAUGUAUCUAUAUAUAAUGUCGAGCGGUCGGCUCAAGUGAAGGUAGAAACAAUAACAAAGACCUCAGCUCGAAACGGCGAAGUUCUGCUUGCAUUUUUAAGGUACUGUAAUAAAGGAAUACCGAAUGCAUGGUUUUCGGUGCAGGAUUGCGUGAUCCAUGCACGUAGGAUGUUUCCAGACUUUCGGAAAGCGUAAAAAAGCUCGAGCCACCAGGCGCGAGUUUUUUUACACUUUCCGAAAGUUGAGAAAAGUCCCAAGUGCAUAAUGGAUCACGCUAUCCUGCACGGAAAACCAUUCGGUAAUUGUUUUAUAAAAUAACUACAGUGAAACAAUGGUCAAGUUAAUUCACUCUCUGUAGUUAUUGUAAACCUUUGUUCACUGUUUUGAUGAACUUACCGCCCGUUUAAUGUACUGUUAUUGUUUAUUUCACGCAUUGAAAUGUUUUCGUUGUCCGACAUUUUGAAAACCCUGCGGAAGGCAUUUAAAUUUUCUGUGCAGGAUUGUCUCAUCCUGCACGGGUAUUGACCAAUCGGGUUGCGUGCUUCACUGCAUGUAGUUAUUAUAUAAUUCCAUUUCUUUCAAUCCGUCAUCAUCUCAUCUGUCUUAUCUAUAUAAACUAACAUAGCCGACAUGAUUUUUUUGUAGGUAUUCCGACCUCGAGUCCCUCCAGAAGCAACGUUACUUUGUAGUAAACUACUUGAAUAUACGCCAUCAAGACGACUCUCGCCAGUUGAAGCAUGUGCUCACAAUUUCUUCGCCGAACUUAGGGACGCGAACACAAGAUUACCAAAUGGUCGAGAGCUACCUCCUCUGUUUAACUUUAGUUCUGCGGGUAUGUAACAUUAACACAUUGUUAUCAAUUUAUACUAUCAUAAAUAAAGGCCAAAAGCCAACCUUUUCCAAGAUUAUGAAUUGAACCGCAGAAGUGACAGUACAUGUUGAGUCAGAGUGCACUACAAUAGAAGCAUACAGGAAAACGUGGAGAACAGUGGAGUUUGUAAAAUAAGAAGAUAACAAAGCAUUAUAUUCGGCUUGCUACAGCAGUAUGCUUUUGUCAUUUGGAAUGUGUACAUUGAUCAUUAUCUAAAAGUAUGCCAAGCUUUAAAACGGUGUAUGUAUAGGUUAAACAGCAAGAUUGGAGACUUUACGCCAGAUAAAUCUAGAGGGCCGAAAACCCCGAAGCCUUUAUCCAGCUUAAAGCCGACGUUCGAGGUGUUUCAAUUAACCGACUUUAAUAUAGCACGAUUGGUGAACACCGCGGAAAAACGUCUGCGCAUGCACCAAAUUAUGAAAAUAUGGCGGGGAAUUUGAAUAUCAAUUUCUAAAACAAAAACAUGCUUAUUAAUUGGUCAAAAAUUAGUAAAUCAAACGAGAAAAUAUAGCAAAUGGGUACACUAGACAUUAAUUGAAAGCGUCCUGGCAUUUAAAGUAUGGAAUGAAAUAUAAUUCAUGUAAAAAAAUGUUGAUUUUAACGGACACGACUUCGAAAUUUUUUGCAAAAUUAUUCAAAACAAAAAUUCAAACUAAAAAGUUAAGAAAACUCUCGAAAAGUUAAGCUUCUUAACCCACUCAAAUUUUAGAAUAAAUCCUAAAGUUUAAUUAUUGUGAACACGCAAAUUUUUUAUAUAUGGCGACACAGUUUUUAAUUAAAGAAAUGUAUCUCAAACGAAAAUUCGGAAAUUGUCAUUGCUUAGUUGAUAAACAAAAUGUUUCAGACGAUAAAUUUGUCAACAAUCACCUUUAGUUCAUGUUCUUGUACAAUACAAUUUCUUGAACCUUCUGGCUGUAUUUAUUUCUAGUUUUUAGAAUGACAUAUUUGUUUUUGCGCUUGAAAUCUGGCUGUAAAGACACACAAUGAAGUCUCUCCUUUUUACCGCCAUUUUGAGCCUUCGGAAACGUUCGGAACAGCUUCUCAUCAAGUUCGCAAUACUAUUACAGGUAAGGUUGACGCAUGCGCAGACGUUUUUCCGCGGUGUUCGAUUGGUGAGGUUUUGUUCCUAAAACGGCUCUUACGCUUGCGCACUUUAAUUGCUUUAAUGUGAACUAGCAUGCGCAUUUUAUCAUUUAACGUCCCACAAGUGAAACGGCAAAUAUUUCUGGAUAAAUUCGUUGAGUGCAGACGUGAGAAAUGUGCCUGUUGGUCCAGUUAAUCUUCAGGCGUCGGAUGAUAGAUUUUUUAUCUCAUUGACGUCCAGAGGGAAGAAAAGUAGGGACUUGAGUUUGUAGGCAAUUAUAAAUUUAUUAUAGCCCCGGUGUGAAUACGCCAGUGAAUCGUGCUGUAAUGAUACGUAAUAUAUGCCAUCAACAUGGUUAUGCUGAGGAGCGAAUUAAGAUGCACAAAUCAUUUGGUUUAGGAUUAAUAGUACUGUAUAUCUAAACUCUUGCAUUACCUGGUUACUUCCAGUUACAGUAACCAUACAGAGAAGAAAUUGGUCAAGAAUUUCAGACCUACAGUCCAUAUUCAAUGGCUGUCCAAAAGUCAAGCUAGCACGUGAUCCUUGCGAGUUGUGAGUGUUCGGUGACCAUGAAGUUUGUAUGCAUAAAUCGAAAACGCACUAUACUACAUGUAUAUUUGUUUAUUUCAGAACUUGCCAUCAAGCCAGCUCUGAAUGCUACACUGAUUCCAUCACAUGCAAAGAAUACCUCAGCAGCCACGAACAGCUCAACAGACUCCCCUACGUCGAGCCCAAGCACAAGUAGUACUGCCUUAAUGGAUGGUGGUACGUCUUCAUCAGUGGCCACUGCUGCAUCAUAACAAAACAAACCGUGGAACUGCAGCAAUUAGUACACAACUCAUCGAUUGUGUUUUCUCUUAUCUUUCGAAUCUUUCCAUCUAUUUUUAAUUAUCAGGAAUGUGUGUUGGCGCGAUGCGAUUUAUUUUAUGUCAUGAUUCCGGCAGUCAGGUACGUACCAAAAGGUGAUGCUCGACGUUGUACGUGACGAGCACAUUGUACAGCUCUUUGUAAGAGAACCCUCUGCGAUAUAUGUAAAAGAAACUAAUACUUUUAAAGUGAGAAAUGUUUAAUUUUAACGUAGUCUUUUAAACUAGUUACAAAGGAUUUUCAUCGGCAGUGUUUUAGACUUAAAUUUUCAUACGUUAUGCCUGUAACAAAGGCAUAAGGAGUUAGUGUAAAUUAUUUAAACGGGACGCAGCAAUAUAAAUAUCGUAUGAUAUUUAAAAUUCUUGUAAAAUACUUUGGCAUAGAUUUUUACUAGUAGCUGUAGCUAUCAUUUGUCGAUGUGUAAUGUGAAAAUGAGGCAAAUUUAAUUCUUGUACAGUGUAAUAACAAGUUCUCGAACAAUCAGUCUUUGUAGUGUGGUAUGAAAAGUGAAUGUAUGCUGCUUCUAAAGCAAUAAUAUUGGUGGCAAUACACGUUUGCCGGAAGUACGUUAUCUUCGCUGUAGGAGCCUCAACGUCUCAAUCAGAGAAUUUUGGGCAUCUCGCUCGAUAGAAUCAUGGAUAAUAAAAUAAAUGGAUAAGACUCUAGCUGACGUGACCUAAUGUUUUCAAUGGGAUGAUGGCGUGGUUGGAUGUUGAAACCUAGUUGCAAACCAAAUUCUCAAAAACGGCAUGUUUAGCAAUAAUACAGCUAAACAUUUUAGUCAAAGAGCAAAUAAAUAUAACUACGCCAUUCUACGAUGAAAGCUCUAAGUAUUUCCAGUCAAUUUUAGCAAAUAUUUCAAGCACUAAACAGUGAAAAAUGCAUCCCAAAUUUCGUUAAAAUUGGUGACGCCAAUUUCGUAGCUACAGAUGUAAAAAAAAAUACAAAACAAAGACGAAAAACAUUUACCUUGAAUACUUUGUCAUGGCUUAGGCAUGUUUUUAAAACAAUUAGACCAGUUUAUGCUUCAAUAUUACUCUUUGAAAGCGGAAAUAUAGCGAAACAAUAAAAAAGACGAGAACUUUGGCAGUACGCGUGACGUCACAGAUUGCAACUAGGUUUAGACUGUGACGUCAGCUAGAGUCCUAUCCAUUUAUUUUAUUAUCCAUGAUAGAACCACAGCCAAAGUGACGUACGUUCCGGAAGGGUGUUUUAAUAAGCGUUAAUAGCCUCUUUGCAGUUGGCUAAAGCCUUGUUCACAUAUAUCUGCGGCAUGUCGGCGGGCUACUGUCGUUAACAGUUCAACCUAAUAAUUCACAAAAGAAUGUAUGCAUCAACAGCUGUAAACAAUAAUAGCACAGGCAUACCUCACGCAUAUGUGAACCAGACAUCUCGAACUCAUUCAUAAUUCAUGAGUAAAUGCGAUGCAUGUAUGACGAGUUUCCAGGAAAUUUAAAACGCCUGUGUGCGAGGCAGAGUGUUGACACUACUAGUUGUCUCGUAACCAAAUACAAGACAUAAUGGACAAAACAACAGUAACGCCGAAAAUGAACAUUUGUUCAUUUCGACUUUAUAUUUUAGUCGUCAUCAGGAAUGCAACAAUCAUUCCUGGUGAUAACUAAAAUAAUGUUACCGUUGUUUUGUUUGUAUUGUCUUAAAAUACUCUUGGUUCCUGUAAAGCCUGAAGUACACCAGAAAGUACGUGUCAAAUUAAUUACUUUGUGUUGUAUCAAUAACACAAGAUCUUCUACAUGCAGUACAUAUUUAAAUAAUUAACAGUUUUUGUUGCAAGCCAAUAAAUGAAUUGCAAUUAUCAUAUAACUCAAAUAUAAAAAUACAAGCUGAUGUACCGUUCAAUUAUUAGUAGCCCUUCCCAGGACAUACUGUAUAAAGUUUAUCUAAUGAUGGUUAC